GGGGGGGGGGGACUGUCCCUCUUAAUCAACUACCAACUGGCAAGAACCUCAAGAGGCUUUCAACCCACUCAAACAAAAGAAAUAAGCCAGCCGAAUGAACAGCAACAACAACACAGCAGGGAUAUCAUGCCACCUCAAGCACAAUCAACCAGCACAGCAGCAACUCAACCUCAACCACCACCACCACAACAGCAACAACCACAUCAACAACAACAACCCAACAGAACAACAACAGCAACAACAACAACAAACCACAACAGCAUCAAACGAACACUCUCAAUCAACACUACCGACAAACUGAACAACAACUCACCAAACCAAACCAACAGUCCAAUCCCAGAUCAAGAGGCUGCUGCCAACGAACUACUAGCAAGAGUAGACCUCAAUGCUGCACUCGAAUUCAUACAGAAACAGGCUCAAACUCAAACACCACCACCACCACCAGAUCACCACCUCACAAGAACUGCCCAUAAACAACAACCAACAACUCCCACUGCUCAAGCCACCCGGAUAGCCCAGAGUCCCAAUCUCCAGCCAUCCCCUCAAACCAACUCAACAACUUAUCCAAGCUCAUUGGAUAUCAAGACUCCCGCUACCAUCCCCCAAGCAACCUUUCCAACCCAGCUAGACGAACCCAAUCCCACAACUCAAGAUCCUAGCAGUGCUAGUAACAGCCCCUCCAGAAACCAACGCCUCAAAACUAUCUCCAUCUCAAUCCUUCGCAGCGUCGCCCGGAAACGCGACUUCUCAUCCGGAACUCAUCCUGCUUCUCCCCCUGGCCCAUCAGCAAUCCAAUCCUUAUCUCCCGCCCUACAAUCCGUCCUCAGCGAUCAUCAUCAUCAUACUAACGAACUCGGUCCCAUCAAACGUCCCUUCUUCAUCGUCGAUGUCAGGUCUGUGACCGCUGCUGCAGAAAGGCAUCAAGCCAAUCCCAAUCAGAUUCGAAGAGUUGAAGAAUGUAAACGAUUCUUCUCAUUGCGAUACGAGCCCAUCUUCACCACUCUGGCCGAAGGAAAGCCUCCCCCAAGUUUAGUCAAAGUGGCUGAAUGGAGAAGAAAGUUACAGCUAGUCUCGAUCCUCCGCAAGAAGCGCGAACAGUCUUUCCGAUCCAGCAGUCAAGGCUCCUCAGAACUGCUACGAAGACCAUUACAUGAAGGACCCUCGAGCGCCGAAGAGCUGAGGCUCAAGUUAAGGAUGACUAUCGACCAGCCACCCAACCUACUGCUAUCAGUCCUGCCUCACCAACAGAACACUUACAAAUGGAUCUGUCUCAGUGCACGCAAACGACGCACCAUGUGGGAGAUUUGUCCAGAGGAUGUCCAGGCGUAUAUGUCCACCCAAGGGGCCAUAGAGGACGAGGAAGAACUACGCGAAGCUGAACGGCUCUUUGGCAGAUUUGAUGAACACCCUAUCCGGCACCCUAAAUCGAGUCGACAACGAGUCAACAGUAAUAAAGCCGGCAGUAGUCGAUGGUUCAAUGAUAGCCACCAUGGCUCCAUCUCAGAUAACGAUUCCGCGCGCUCGCCUCAUAGUGGCCAAACCUCCUUCCACAGCCAAAACUACCAUCUCCGCAAACACUCCUCAGGCACCUCUUCUUCUCGUCAGAUCCGAGCUAGUGGUUCCACCUCGUUUCUCCCAGAAACUUCUCAAGGCCUUCCCAGGGUCUCAGACUUAUCCAAUUAUCGUUACUCCUCUGAUAUGUCCUCCUCACAAGACAAGUACAAUCGGCGCCAGACUAACUCAGAUAUCGACGAACGUGACACGAAAAACCCCCAGGUCGACCCUGCUAGUCAUGCCAACCCAGACCUAUCAGUUGAUGUCAACAAUCUGAGCUGGUCCGGCAAGACGCCCGUCUCCUCACCCUACGUCUCAUCGGCCAUCCUAAUCUCCCCCUUAGAACCACGCAACAACACUCGAACCUCGACCACCAUCCUCCCAUCCACACCCGUCCCGGACGAUUAUCAUACCCCACCCCAAUCAAAAACCAACCCAUCGACGGUCCAGAGUAAUCUAGCCUUCCCUGCCAAGCAGCCCCCUCGACACAGCAGUGAUCAUGGCCCUCGACCAUCCAAGCCGACGUUUGUGAAAGCGAAAGCCAAGAAGUACCACAGCGGAUGGAGUGCGACGGACGAGGCUGGCAACGCCCCCUCCUCGGGCUCGUCCCCCCUCAGAUCUAACUCCCAGCCCGCCCUCGUCCCUCCGCUCGACAACCGUCACUCGAAACAGAGACUCUCUAGUCUCGCUCGCGGGAUGACGACCAGCCAUUCCAAUCCGGCAACCAAUCUUCCCGGCUCCCCCGAGAAACCAAACCUUUCUAGGAACGCCUCCGCUAAAGGCCUCCUCCACUUCGCGAAACGCUCCAUCAUCCCGGACAUUCCGGGCCCUUCACCACUCCUCAUUCCUGACCGAAUCCUGGGGCCUACCUCUUCUUCCUCUUCUACUUCUUUCAUCCCUCCUCAUCCUCCUCAUCUUCUUCAUCCUGUUCCUCUUGUUCGUCCUUCGAAACUCUCGUUCUUUCAUAAACCUCCGCGCGAUUGGAAGGGCUGGAAAUUCGACAAAUCUCAUCUCAUCUUUCGUAAUUCGAACAACAAUCAAAAGAAGGUUUCUGUCGAUCUCCUCCCGCCCGUUACCGAUAUCCUCUUCGUUAGCCCCUUCCAUCAGCCCCUCAGAACCCCUACUCAUCUCCCGAAAACCGCUGCCGGAGCUGCCGCUCUGCACUCUUUCGCUAAUUAUCAGUCCGUUAACUUGCCUAUUCUGGUCACCGAUUUGACGGAUGAAGAAGUUCAAGAAACACAAAUGUUGAUUGUGAUGUUGACGAGUCAAUUGGAACAUUCUGAGAUGGCGCUGAAAGAGUGUCGGGAUCAAGAGUAUCGCAAAUAUGCGGCUCUGUUGCCCCAGAUUCGUGAAGAGAUUGGGUUGGAAGAGAUUCCGAUUCGGAAGAAAGUUGGGUGGGGUUGUUCAGACCAGCAAGAAGACGAAGGGCGAGGAGUUGAAGGAGAAGGAGGAGGAGGACGGAGGAAUUCGAAGGGCAAAGGAGUCCAAGUAUCGCUAGAGUCUGAUCACUCAUCAUCAUCAACCACCACGGAAGGCUCAGUCCUUUCACGAUCAGUCCAAGAAGAAGAAGAUCAAGACCGGUCAGAAGAAGAACACAGGAUAGGUCGACAGCCCGAGGUUCCAGCUGUGGUCGAGGUGGUCAGAGAGCGGCUUGAUGUUUGUCUGGCGCAAAUCGACGCAACUCUGGUUUCUCUGGAGUCACAUAAGCUGGCGUUCCGGGCGCGAUUGGAAGAGCAGAUCCGGGCCCGGGAGGCGGCGAUCUAUCAACACGAGCUCUUUCUGGCCUCGUGUUCUGAACGGCAAGAGCUGAUGCGCAAGGACCGGGACUUGGUCAACCAGGUCCGUCGGACCAUCAAGCUCUUCGGCCAAGAAGCGCGCUCACUCGACCAUCUCAAGGCCGCCUUCACCGACGGGAUCUCGAGGCCGAUCAUCAGCGCUCUCGUCUCCUUCCUCUCCAAACUCAUCGGCAUCGCCCUCAAACUCUUUGCCCUCCAUUCGGCAGUCUAUCGCGCCCCUUUCAAGGGCCUCUUCGGCGCCGUCCUUGGACGUUGGAUCUUCGUCCUCCUCCAUCGACAUGCCCAUCUUCUCCUCCUCAUCGACCACUCCUUUGAGGCGCUGGUUCGUCAGAAGCUUUCUUCCCUCUUGUUGGCCGUCGGGUUGGAUCCGAGCGGCGCAUGGGCCUCGAUCGCCUCGGCCUUCGCCGCCGCUUUCAGACUCGCCAAACUCGCCUUCAUCCUCCUCAAUCUCUCUAUCUUACUCAUCAGUCUUCUCUCCAUCCUUUCGGCUUCGCUCGCCUUCUGGCCUCUUCGUAAUCCUCCUCCUCGCUCGUUCUCUUUCUUGGCUAAUGAUCCGCUCCACCAUCAUCCUCAUCCUAAAUCUUCUGGUCAUUCGAAUUCGGUCAAACCUAGAGUUAAAUCAACCGACCAUCUUUCCAAUCCAAAUCCGUUGUCUUCUGCCGUUACGACCUCUCAUCCUGAUAAGAAAUUCACUUGAGUAAUCCUUCCUUCUUCACUCGUGUUUGUGUUGUGUUGUUGUUGUUGUUGGGUCCAAAAGAGCUCCUCAUAUAUAUAUAAAUAGAUACCCCCAUUCCUCUUCCCUUGCCCCUCUCAAAAACCCCAAAAUGUUUAGAAUGUAGAUCCUUGGUUUUCAUCCCUCCAUUCAUUCAUUCAUUAUUAUUCUUAUUUAUCACUCAUUUCUUUUAAUCCAUUUUUUCUUUUUUUGAAUCAUCUUCUUUCCCUUUCUCAUCAUCAUCAUCAUCAUCAUUGUUGUUGUUGUUUUUACUUAUAUUUAUGAAUCUCUGGUACCGUACUUUGUACAUUGUCUCUUUUACUGUCACGAUUAUGACUUCCCACAUCAAUUCGUAUCAUCGCUUCCCCGUUUCUUCUGCUUCUGCUUUGUUUUGGUUCAAGUUCCAGUAUUCAGUCUUCUUCAGUUUUCUUCAGUAUUAGUUCAUACCGGUAUCAUCAUGUAUCUCUACAGUCUAUGUUUCUUUUAUCUUUCGACCUUUCUUCUUCCUCAUCUUCUGCACAUACUUAUUUAUAA
Molecule: messenger RNA, 4596 nt
Organism: Puccinia graminis f. sp. tritici CRL 75-36-700-3
Lineage: Eukaryota; Fungi; Basidiomycota; Pucciniomycetes; Pucciniales; Pucciniaceae
Exons: 3
Coding region: 127-4047 (1306 amino acids)
Source: RefSeq, a predicted model, not a curated record